AGUUGAAGCUGUGUUGGUGGAGGGGAAGAGAGAGAGAGAGAGAGAGGGAGAGAAAGAGAGAGAGAGAGGAAGACAGACAGACAGACAGACAGACAGACGAAGUUCGGAUAAGAGGAGGUGCAAGAACCGGAUCCGUUGUGUGAAGUCACUCAAAAUUCGGAUAUCUGAAGAAAACAAAAGGAAAAAAAGAAAAAAAGAAAAAAAUAUAAAGAAAAGAAAACAAGAUUAAAUUUUGACUUGUAAUAAAUAAAUAAAUAAAUAAAUAAAUAAAUAAAUAAAUAAAUAAAUAAGGAAAAAGAGGAAGAAAACAAGAGAGAGAGAGAGAGAGAGAGAGAGAGAGAGAGAGAGAGAGAGAGAGAGAGAGAGAGAGAGAGAGAGAGAGAGAGAGAGAGAGAGAGAGAAUAACAAAUUUCAAUUCAAUCCGGUUAUCUCUUCCAUUUCAAACGUUACAAAAUUCACUUAACCGGACAUUAACGGCCUCUCUCGCUUAACCGAACCCAUCUUUCAACCCUCCCAGAUAACCGAACCAGCCUUUAAAACCUACCAAUUAAUCGGAAGUGCCUUUAAAAACCUCGUUUAUCCGAAACACACAUUACAAUCUUCUCAUUUAUCCGAAUUUACCUCUGAGAACCUCCUUAUUAUCCGGAAAACCCGCCAAAACACUUCCAGUUAUCCGAACAAGCCUUGGAGCAUCAUCAGUUAACCGGAUCCGAAUUUUCCCGCGUAUCCGGACAAAAUCACCAAUCUGGAUCAGGCGCAGCGCUUUCUGGAGACCGGCCAGAUGCACGAUAUCAUCAAAAUGUGCAGCAGCUUUGACGGCGCCAAGUCUACCAAGGGAGCUUCAAAAAUGCGCCGGGACUUACUGAACGCGGAGAUAUGUCAGCUAAGGGAUCUCCUACCGCUGCCGCCUUCCACACGCCAGCGCUUGUCCCAGCUGCAACUCAUGGCCCUCGUCUGCGUCUACGUCAGGAAGAGCAACUAUUUUCAGCAAGCAAUGAAAGUGAGGACGGAAAGUGACCCACGUGCAGAUCCGCCCAACCUGGAGUUCCUGAAGACAUCGCUUGCUCCGUUCUUCGCACAGGCCUUAAGCGGGUUUAUAAUGAUGCUGACUCAAGGCGGGAAACUUCUCUACAUAUCUGACAAUGCUGCAGAAUAUUUAGGCCACUCCAUGGAGGACCUGCUGAUCCACGGGGACAGCGUGUACGACAUCAUCGACAAGCAGGACCACGCCGCCGUGCAGGCCGAGCUGGUGCGCGCCGCGGCGGCCUCGCAGCAGCUGGGCGGCCACCACCACGCCCACCACCACCACCACCACCACGCCGCCCACCACCACGGCGGCGGCGGCGCCCACGCCUCGGGCCUGGGCGAGGACCACCGCCUGUUCCUGUGCCGCAUGAACGUGUCCCGCAACGCGCGGCGCCAGAUGCGCUUCGGGGACCAGAAGGUGGUGCUGGUGGCGGGCCACUACCUGUCCUACCUGCCGCUGUGCUCGCGCAACGAGCCCGUCUUCCUGGCGCACUGCACGCCCGUGGCCAUGCCGGAGACGCGCGAGAGCGUCGUGCAGGGCGCCACCAACGUCUUCACCUCCGUGCACACGCUCGACAUGAAGUUCAUCUCGCUCGACAGGAACGGAGAGUUCCACCUCGGGUACACGCGUGAGUCGCUGUCCGGGGUGUCGUGGUACCAGCUGGUGCACCCAGACCAUCUGCAGGAGGCGCAGGCCAAGCACCGCCUCAUCACCACCAGCGAGCAGGACCGCGCGUGCAUCCUGCUGGUUCGCCUGCAGGCCGCGGGCGGCACGUGGCGCUGGGUGCACUGCGUCCUGCAGGUGAAGGACGGCGCCGACUCCACCCACACGCAAGCCGCAGCAGGCGGCGGCGGCGGCGGCGUGGCCGGCGGGGGCGGCGGCGGCGGGAGCGGCCAGACGCAGCAGACACAGACCCAGCAGACGCAGCAGGCGCAGCAGACGCAGCAGACGCAGCAGCAGCAGCAGCAGCAGCCGGUGAUCGUGGCCACCAACCAGGUGGUGGGGGAGCGCGAGGCCGCGGUGCUGCGCGCCAACUCGUGGCUCUACCACUACUACACCGUGCACUCCAAGCUGCAGUACGGCCUCGCCUACGACGCCGCAGCCGCCGCCGCCGCCGCCGCCGCCGCCCACCGCGUGCACGCCUACUACCCGCCCGUCGUCACCUACCAGGGCGACGCCGCCGCGCCCUACGUGGCCAACGCCUCCCUGCCGCGGCCCUCCUACCCGCAGCCCUACGCCGCCACGCCCGCCGCAGCGCCACACCCGCUGUCCUCCGCGUACGCCGCGGCGCAGCUGCAGCACUACCACCACCACCACCACCACCACCACCACUACUCGCCGCGCCAGCAGCAGCAGCAGCAGCAGCAGCACCAGCAGCAGCACCACCAGCACCACCACCACCACCACCCACAGACGCAGGCGCCGGGCGGCCUGGACUACCCGCGGGACGGAGCCCCCGCCUGGGGCUGCCCCGACGCGCCCGCACACACGCACGCCCACGCCGCCGCCCUCGCGCCCGCGCCCGCGCACCGCCCGGGCAAAAAGGGCGCCUCGCCCCUCGCCUCGCCGCGCCGUUCGCCGCCUACGCCCGUGGCGGCGGCAGUGGCCGAGGGCAGUGGCGGCAGUGGCAGCGGCGGCGUGGCGGUGGCGGCGCCCGUGGCGGUGCGGGCAGCGUCCCGCGGGACGCACAAGGGCGCGGCGUCCCCGGAGCCGCGAGCCGAGGCGCCCUGGAAGGCGUCGCCCACGCAGGAGGUGCCAGAGUACCCGGAGUUCUCUUACGUCACGCCGCCCUACCCCGCCGCCGCCACACCCACGCCCGCGCACACGCCCACGCCCACCAAGCUGCACGCCUUCACCUUCGACGCCGCGCACGACCACCACGUGCCCGCGGGCCCGCACGACGCCUGGUACUCCCACACCUUCGUCAGGUAGCCUGCCCGCCGCCACCACCGCUACCACACCACACCACAUCACACCACGACAUACCACGACCCACCACACCACGACACCACACCACGCCACACCACACCACGACACACCACACCACGCCACAC
Messenger RNA from Scylla paramamosain (green mud crab), 3081 nucleotides. Its product is annotated as single-minded homolog 2-like. Gene Ontology annotation, biological process: regulation of transcription by RNA polymerase II. NCBI's taxonomy places the organism in Eukaryota, Metazoa, Arthropoda, Malacostraca, Decapoda, Portunidae. The coding region runs from base 782 to 2959 and encodes 725 amino acids. The transcript is spliced from 9 exons. The record is from RefSeq and is a predicted model, not a curated record. Gene Ontology annotation, molecular function: protein dimerization activity; RNA polymerase II transcription regulatory region sequence-specific DNA binding; DNA-binding transcription factor activity, RNA polymerase II-specific.